Gorilla gorilla gorilla (western lowland gorilla) is the source of this 1674-nucleotide messenger RNA. It is a transcript of the gene CDC37, whose product is annotated as cell division cycle 37, HSP90 cochaperone. The transcript has 8 exons. Gene Ontology annotation, biological process: protein stabilization; protein folding. Bases 119 to 1255 code for a protein of 378 amino acids. Gene Ontology annotation, molecular function: protein-folding chaperone binding; protein kinase binding; heat shock protein binding. The record is from RefSeq and is a predicted model, not a curated record. NCBI's taxonomy places the organism in Eukaryota, Metazoa, Chordata, Mammalia, Primates, Hominidae. Gene Ontology annotation, cellular component: cytoplasm.
AGGGCGGGGUUUCCCGCGCUCGGCGGAAGCGGAAGGGGCGGGGCUCCGCGCACCGAGUCUCCACUGCUGCCGCCGUCGCCGCCACCCGAGCCGGAGCGGGCUGGGCCGCCAAGGCAAGAUGGUGGACUACAGCGUGUGGGACCACAUUGAGGUGUCUGAUGAUGAAGACGAGACGCACCCCAACAUCGACACGGCCAGUCUCUUCCGCUGGCGGCAUCAGGCCCGGGUGGAACGCAUGGAGCAGUUCCAGAAGGAGAAGGAGGAACUGGACAGGGGCUGCCGCGAGUGCAAGCGCAAGGUGGCCGAGUGCCAGAGGAAGCUGAAGGAGCUGGAGGUGGCCGAGGGCGGCAAGGCAGAGCUGGAGCGGCUGCAGGCCGAGGCACAGCAGCUGCGCAAGGAGGAGCGGAGCUGGGAGCAGAAGCUGGAGGAGAUGCGCAAGAAGGAGAAGAGCAUGCCCUGGAACGUGGACACGCUCAGCAAAGACGGCUUCAGCAAGAGCAUGGUAAAUACCAAGCCCGAGAAGACAGAGGAGGACUCAGAGGAGGUGAGGGAGCAGAAACACAAGACCUUCGUGGAAAAAUACGAGAAACAGAUCAAGCACUUUGGCAUGCUUCGCCGCUGGGAUGACAGCCAAAAGUACCUGUCAGACAACGUCCACCUGGUGUGCGAGGAGACGGCCAAUUACCUGGUCAUUUGGUGCAUUGACCUAGAGGUGGAGGAGAAAUGUGCACUCAUGGAGCAGGUGGCCCACCAGACAAUCGUCAUGCAAUUUAUCCUGGAGCUGGCGAAGAGCCUAAAGGUGGACCCCCGGGCCUGCUUCCGGCAGUUCUUCACUAAGAUUAAGACAGCCGAUCGCCAGUACAUGGAGGGCUUCAACGAUGAGCUGGAAGCCUUCAAGGAGCGUGUGCGGGGCCGUGCCAAGCUGCGCAUCGAGAAGGCCAUGAAGGAGUACGAGGAGGAGGAGCGCAAGAAGCGGCUCGGCCCCGGCGGCCUGGACCCCGUCGAGGUCUACGAGUCCCUCCCCGAGGAACUCCAGAAGUGCUUCGAUGUGAAGGAUGUGCAGAUGCUGCAGGACGCCAUCAGCAAGAUGGACCCCACCGACGCAAAGUACCACAUGCAGCGCUGCAUUGACUCUGGCCUCUGGGUCCCCAACUCUAAGGCCAGCGAGGCCAAGGAGGGAGAGGAGGCAGGUCCUGGGGACCCACUACUGGAAGCUGUUCCCAAGACGGGCGAUGAGAAGGAUGUCAGUGUGUGACCUGCCCCAGCUACCAACCGCCACCUGCUUCCAGGCCCCUAUGUGCCCCUUUUCAGAAAACAGAUAGAUGCCAUCUCGCCCGCUCCUGACUUCCUCUACUUGCGCUGCUCGGCCCAGCCUGGGGGGCCCGCCCAGCCCUCUCUGGCCUCUCCACUGUCCCCACUCUCCAGCGCCCAUUCAAGUCUCUGCUUUGAGUCAAGGGGCUUCACUGCCUGCAGCCCCCCAUCAGCAUUAUGCCAAAGGCCCGGGGGUCCGGGGAAGGGCAGAGGUCACCAGGCUGGUCUACCAGGUAGUAGGGGAGGGUCCCCAGCCAAGGGGCCGGCUCUCGUCACUGGGCUCUGUUUUCACUGUUCGUCUGCUGUCUGUGUCUUCUAUUUGGCAAACAGCAAUGAUCUUCCAAUAAAAGAUUUCAGAUGCUC